Arachis ipaensis is the source of this 1080-nucleotide messenger RNA. RefSeq lists its product as uncharacterized. The record is from RefSeq and is a predicted model, not a curated record. NCBI's taxonomy places the organism in Eukaryota, Viridiplantae, Streptophyta, Magnoliopsida, Fabales, Fabaceae. Gene Ontology annotation, molecular function: DNA helicase activity. Gene Ontology annotation, biological process: DNA repair; telomere maintenance.
AUGGAUAAACUGAACUUUGACCGUGGUGUUCUACACAACAAGUUUACUAAAAACUUCACAGAAAUGAAUGUAGAUCAAGGGAAAGCAUUCGAAGUGAUUAUGAAGGCCGUAGAUGCGAAUGAUGGAGGGUUUUUUUUUAUUUAUGGUUAUGGAGGUACUGGAAAGACGUAUCUCUAUAAGAUUUUAUCAGUAGCAAUACGAAGUAGAGGUGAAAUUGUUCUAAACGUGGCAUGUAGCAGUAUUGCUUCUUUGUUUCUUCCAAAUGGACGAAUAGCACAUUCAAGGUUUAAAAUACCCUUUGACUUGAAUGAAGACUCGGUUUUUUGCAUUAAACAAGGCACUUUGUUGUGCAAGCUGGUUUGCAAGGCAAAGCUUAUUAUAUGGGAUGAGGCACCCAUGCUAAAUAAAUUGUGCUAUGAGGCUCUUGACAAAUGCUUGAUGGACAUUCUUAGGUUUGAACCUUACUAUAACACAGAACUACCAUUUAGACGAAAGGUGGUUGUUUUAGGGGGGGACUUUAGACAGAUAUUGCCUGUAAUACCAAUGGAUAGUACCACACUGAAAGACGUUGAUGAAUUUGCUACGUGGUUGUUGGGGAUAAGUGACGGCCUUACUAGGGAUUCGACUGAUGGUGAGUCGAUUGUGCUUAUGCAUGAUGAAAUUGACAGAUCAAUCUUGGCCCCAACAUUGGAAGUUGUAAAUGAGGUUAACGCUUUCAUUAUGCAACAUGUAAAUGCUGGUGAGAAAACUUGCUUGAGCUCUGACACUUUAUGUAUGGAAGAAGGAAACAUGAAAUCUGAAUUGGAUACAUUAUCACAGGAUGUCCUUAAUGCCAUCAAUUGCUCUGGUUUACUGCCUCACGAAUUGACUCUGAAAGUAGGUGUUCCCGUCAUGCUACUGCGUAACAUUGAUCAGUCGAAUGGGUUAUGUAACAGAAUAAGAUUGCAAGUCAGAAGAUUGGGUAACCAUGUGAUCGAAUGCAUUACACUAACAGGUGACAAGGGACAGACACUAAGGCUGCGUUUGUUUCCGAGAACAAGACAAGACAAGAUACUGAGAACAGACAGGACAAGACAUUGA